Molecule: messenger RNA, 405 nt
Organism: Owenia fusiformis
Lineage: Eukaryota; Metazoa; Annelida; Polychaeta; Sabellida; Oweniidae
Source: the annotation of a GenBank genome assembly
AUGUCGGGCCGUGGAAAAGGAGGCAAAUUAAAAGGUGAUAAAGCUCGAUCGAGGUCUUCUCGAGCCGGGCUUCAGUUCCCUGUUGGGAGGCUACACAGGUUGCUUCGCAAAGGGAACUACGCUAAACGAAUAGGAGCCGGAGCCCCAGUUUACAUGGCUGCUGUGUUGGAAUACCUCGCCGCGGAGAUUCUCGAGCUUGCAGGAAAUGCUGCUCGGGAUAACAAGAAGAGUCGCAUCAUUCCACGUCACGUUCAGCUCGCGGUGCGUAAUGACGAAGAGCUGAAUAAGCUACUAUCGGGUGUGACAAUUAGCCAAGGGGGUGUGUUGCCUAAUAUUCAAGCUGUUCUCCUACCGAAGAAGACAAGCAGCAAAGCAAAAGGUUCCAGUCAAUCCCAGGAAUUCUAG